Messenger RNA from Mobula hypostoma (lesser devil ray), 2876 nucleotides. RefSeq names its product leucine-rich repeat transmembrane neuronal protein 4. Lineage: Eukaryota; Metazoa; Chordata; Chondrichthyes; Myliobatiformes; Myliobatidae. The record is from RefSeq and is a predicted model, not a curated record. Gene Ontology annotation, cellular component: extracellular matrix. Gene Ontology annotation, molecular function: protein binding. Bases 412 to 2187 code for a protein of 591 amino acids. The transcript is spliced from 3 exons.
CGUUGCUGUUGAAGUUCCAGUCUUGUCUGUGAGAGGGGAAGGGUAGCGGGAGCGUUGCUGAGCCUGAGCUGCAGGUUCGGAUGAAACGGCAGGAGCCCCCCCUCGGAACUGGGCAGCAGAGCAGGAGGGAGGCGGCGCGGCGCUGGGCCAGCCCAGGAAUGGGUACCGAAGGCAGGGGCGUGGAGGGAUCAUCACCCGGGCAAACUUCGCCUCGCCCCCAGCCUUCCCGUGCCGUUCCAUGGCUAGCCUGACGGGCUGCCCAGUGCACGGCGCUCCGCUUCCCUGGGGAACUCAUUGCUAUUCAUGGAUAUCAGCGACCCCGACUCUCUGCCAGUUACAAGCUAUCAUGCAGCCGGUGGAAUAGCAGAGAGAGCGGAAUAAGCAGCAGGGAUUGGGACCCGCGGCAACAGCAUGGGUUUCAUGAAAUAUAUCAUUGCUCCAAGAUCUGUGCUGGUCCUGGUUCCCGCGGUGUUACUGACGGCGCUGUCCGGUGCUGAGAGAGUGUGCCCGAGGACAUGUCGCUGCGAUGGAAAGAUAGUCUACUGCGAGUCCCAGGCGUUGCAAGAAAUCCCGAGGAACAUUUCCUCGGGGUCGCUCGGUCUCUCCCUCCGGUACAACAGCAUCAAGUCCCUUAAACCCAACCAGUUCUCCGGGCUAAACCAACUCACCUGGCUCUAUCUGGAUCACAACUAUGUCAACGCGGUGGACGAGAACGCGUUCCAAGGCAUCCGCCGGCUGAAAGAGUUAAUUCUCAGCUCUAACAAGAUCACUCGGCUGCACAAUGGCACCUUCCACCCGGUGCCCAAUCUACGCAACUUGGAUCUCUCCUACAAUAAGAUGCACGUCUUGCAGUCGCUGCAGUUCAAGGGUUUAAGGAAACUUCAGAGCCUGCACCUGAGAUCGAACUCGUUGAAAGCUAUACCGGUCCGGGCUUUUCAGGACUGCCGUAACUUGGAGUUCUUGGACCUUGGUUACAACCGGCUCCGCAGUCUGGCGCGGAAUGCCUUCGCCGGCCUCAUGAAGCUAACCGAGUUACAUUUGGAGCAUAACCAGUUCUCCAAGGUCAACCUCGCGCACUUCCCACGUUUGUCCAGCCUGCGGACUCUCUAUCUCCAAUGGAACAGGAUCAGGGUUUUCAGCCAAGGGAUGUCAUGGACAUGGAGCUCGCUGCAGAAGUUGGACUUGUCCGGGAACGAGAUCCAAGCCAUUGUGCCCGGCGUGUUCCAGUGUGUGCCCAACCUGCACAGUCUCCACCUCAACUCCAACAAGCUCACCACCAUCAGCCAGGAGAUCCUCAGCUCCUGGAACUCCCUGACAACCAUCAGCCUCUCUUCCAACAUCUGGGAGUGCAACAGGAAUAUCUGCUCGCUGGUCAACUGGCUGAAAAACUUCCAAGGCUACAGGGAGAGUGCCAUGAUUUGUGCAGGGCCCAAGUCUCUCCAGGGCUACAACGUCAUGGAAGCCGUUGACCACUACAAAAUCUGUGCUGGGGUCACCCCGGUUGUCACCCAGAGGCCACAAGGCUCGAAGACAACCCACAGGGCUCUCACUCCCAAGCCGACUGCCGUGGUCAGUAAGCCUCAGCCCCCUGUCUCCAUCCAUCCUUCCAACGAAUCUAUCCCUGACCUGGAGCAUGACUUUGAACAUGUCUCCUUUCACAAGAUAAUUGCGGGGAGUGUGGCGCUCUUCCUGUCCGUAACCAUGAUCUUGUUGGUGAUCUACGUCUCCUGGAAGAGGUACCCGGCCAGCAUGAAGCAGCUGCAACAGCGGUCCCUGAUGAAGAGGCGCCGGAAAAAGAAGAGAGAGUGCGAGAGACAAAUUAACUCUCCCUUGCAAGAGUACUAUGUGGACUACAAGCCAACCAACUCCGAAACGGUGGACGUAUUGGUCAAUGGAACGGCGGCAGGCACCUACAGACCCGGCUCAAGGGAAUGUGAGAUACUGCCCGACCUGUUGCUGCGUGGACCGUCAAGAAAAUGCGCGGUCUUUACGCACCCAGCCUACUCCGACAGUAUCUGCCAAAUCCACUGCCUCUACCGCCAAGAGGAACAAGGACAGCAACGGCCACUUCCCCUCCAAGCCAAACGUCAUCCCAGAAUGGGAAUAUGUCAACCGCCCUUCAUCGUCGCCGGGCCUAAACCUUGGAAAUUCUACCCAACAGUGCUGUGGGACCACCUUCACCAGUAGGACUGCAGUGGAUCAAAGAGGCGGCUUGUCAUCACCUUCUCAAGAUCAAUUGUGAACGAGACAUAAUGCUGACCUUGCCAGUGAUGCCCACAUCCAAUAAAUGAACACAUAAAUUAUUUACACCAUUUUUGUUUUGUUUUUGUUUCAGAUUCCAAGACUUCACCAGGCUAUGCUUUUGAGAUAAAUUUAGCUAGUUGAUAUCCUGUAGCGUCCUGCCUCCUGUGUAACAAUUCCUCUUCUUUUCCCCCCUUGUGUUAAAGUGAUAAAGAAACUCACAUUGCAAUUAAAACUCAAACGUCAAUUAGGGUUUAAUUGAAAAAUCAGUUGGCAUAUCUAAUUAAAGAUGACAGACACUGGAUGAUCUGCAUGAAUACUUAGAUUAGCAAUGAAAAGUUAAUAGCUCAUAAAACAUCAUUAAUUGCCAGAUUACGCUGAAGAAGUAUAUUGUUAUUGAAGUGUAAUUCACUGAUUCUGAGAGAGAUAUUUAAAAAUGCAAUAUUCUUUUUGAAUUUAAGCCUAAAGCAGUUUGCAGUGGAGGAUUGUGGGUAACAUAAUGGCCGAGUUUAAUCUGCUGUUUGUCUGUACUGCAUCUUUCCUAUUGGAUCUGCAGCUAUGUCAUAAUAAAUUUCACUUUCCUGUGCAGUUGCUUCUCGUUACCAUCUGCUACAAUAUGGAUUAGGUGGGAGUGG